UAUUUUUCCACCAGCUGACUUUAUGUGUAGUGUUUACAUUCGAUCCUUUCUGGAAUUUCAAGAAAUAUCUUGAAUCUCACCAAGAUGGAUCUCUCGAAAAUGUGCCGCGUUUGCAGGGACGAAUCGGACUGUCUGGUGGACCUGUUCGCGGAGUCAUGCACCUCCCGCCGGGACCAAGGGGAGGAACCACAAUUGGCCACCAUGUUAAGGGAGUGCUCCGGAUGCAACGUGGCCAGGGCGGACGGAAUGCCGCAGUUCGUCUGCGUGGAGUGCGCCCAGGCCACGAGGAGCGCCUUCCGGCUGAGAAGGCAGUGCCGGAAGAGCCAACAGUACUUUGACCAGAUGCGUGCGAUGAUCAAGGAGCUGGAGAACAUUGAGGAUGGUCUGAAAAUGAAGAUGGGAGGCAAUGAGCCACAGAAAACCGAGUUCGGCGUCCAAAAGGGAGAACCAGCCGAACCUCAAGGCGUGGAACACCUCUUUGUCAAACUCGUGGAGAUGAAGUACAAGUCGCUCGACUCCCAGGAGCAAACCAAUGGCCACGCACUGAAAGACCCAGCCGAGAAACGCACUCCCAUCAAGAGGGCCAGGUCCUACUCGGAAAGUGAUUCCUGGAGUCCGGAAAGUGACGCCGCCAAAGACGACAACGAUGAUGACAACUGGGAGGCUUCAAGGAAGAGCAAGUUAAAAAAGGCGCGCGAAGCCUUUGAGUGUCUCCAUUGCCAGCAGUCCUUUGCCCACAAGGUACACUUGCAGAUCCACAUGCGUAUUCAUACGGGCGAGCGUCCGUUCAAGUGCCCCCACUGUCCGCGAUCCUUCACCCAGAAGGGCAAUCUGCACACCCACUUGCGGCUCCACACCGGGGAGCGCCCCUACCAAUGUCCGCACUGCCCCAGCCGCUUCCGGCAAGUCGGCCAGCUCCAAGUCCAUAACCGGGUCCACACUGGCGAGCGGCCGUACAAGUGCCCGGUUUGCCGGUUUAGGUUCGCACAGAAGAGCACCAUGCAGAAACACAUGUUCGUCCAUACAGGAGUCAAGUUUCAGCCCCAGCAACGAAGGAAAAAGUGCAGUGAUUCAGAUAGAUGUUAGGAUGCUCGUUUUAAUUACGAGAAUAAGUGGCAUGCCAAUGGGCAUUGUAUUAUUUCAUGCUUAAAUAUACCUAUUAAGUCCUAACUACAUACUUAGUAUA
This is a messenger RNA of Drosophila biarmipes, 1186 nucleotides long. RefSeq names its product zinc finger protein 418. Gene Ontology annotation, cellular component: nucleus. Gene Ontology annotation, molecular function: RNA polymerase II cis-regulatory region sequence-specific DNA binding; DNA-binding transcription factor activity; zinc ion binding. Gene Ontology annotation, biological process: regulation of transcription by RNA polymerase II. The record is from RefSeq and is a predicted model, not a curated record. The transcript has a single exon. Bases 85 to 1086 code for a protein of 333 amino acids. Lineage: Eukaryota; Metazoa; Arthropoda; Insecta; Diptera; Drosophilidae.